ACACAAAAAGAAACAAGAACUACAUACCAAAAGAUAGAAAAGCAGCAUUUCAUCCGUAACGUCCAAUCCCCCAUCAAACAACAAAAAUUCCCAAAACAAAACCAAUUUUUCGUAGAAAAGAAAACUAGUUAAAUCUUUAUGCAUGCAAGGUGUUGAUUCCAAAUGUGGCUUAAAUUGGGGUAGAGAUAGACAAUAAUGGUUAAAGAAAUGGAGGAAACUGCAGAAGAUCAAGCAGAGCCUUCGAGAUCGUCGAAGCUAUGGCGGUUCAGGGGCAUGCUCGUGAGCAGCGCCACCAAAUUCCGACGUAACCUCAACGACAGCAACAACGUAAACAAUGGAUCCGAUGAGGCUGCCGCCGCCCCAACCUUGCCCCAAGAUCCUCCUCCCCCUCUUGUCCAGCCCAGGCCAGGUGGCCUUCUCAGCAGGACAGAAAACGUCAAGUCCCGUGGCACUAAAAUCGCCCCCGCCCCUGCUCCCGCCAAAGAAGUACCCCCUCCUGUCAGGAAGAUACCUACAGAUAUGGAUAUGAUGAAGGAGAAGUUUGCAAAGUUGCUACUAGGCGAGGACAUGUCGGGAAGAGGGAAUGGAGUAUCAUCGGCUUUGGCAUUGUCAAAUGCAAUCACAAACUUAGCAGCUUCUGCAUAUGGAGAGAUGAAGAAAUUGGAGCCGAUGGCGCCCGACACUAAAGUAAAGUGGAGGAAGGAGAUAGAUUGGCUGCUCUCUGUCACUGACUCCAUAGUUGAGUUCGUUGCUGUCACACAAAACAAGGAGGAUGGAACCACCUUUGAGGUGAUGGCGACGAGGCAGAGAAACGACCUGCACGUGAACAUUCCUGCGCUGCGCAAGCUUGACACGAUGCUUCUUGACUGUCUGGACAACUUCAAGGAGCCGCACGAGUUUUUCUACGGAUCAAAGGACGGCGAAAAGGCCCAGAGAAGCGACGACAAAUGGUGGAUUCCUGUGCCUAGGGUGCCCCCGAACGGGCUGUCCGAGAACAACAGAAAAUGGCUGCAGCAUCAGAAGGACUCAGUGAACCAAGUGCUGAAAGCAGCCAUGGCUAUCAAUGCUCAGGUCCUCAAUGAAAUGGAGAUCCCAGAGGCCUACAUUGAUUCUCUCCCUAAGAAUGGGAGAGUAAGUCUUGGAGAUGCGAUAUACAAGACGAUCACAGAGGACUUCUUUGAUCCGGACUGCUUGCUGUCGUCUUUGGACUUGUCAUCGGAGCAUAAGAUAGUCGAACUCAAGAACAAGAUCGAGGCAUCUGUCGUGAUAUGGAAAAGGAAGAUGAAUGCCAAAGACAACAAAUGGGGUUCGGCCGUGAGCACAGAGAAGAGGGAGAUUCUAGAAGAUAGAGCAGAAACCGUGUUGCUGAUCCUCAAGCAUCGUUUCCCCGGUACCCCUCAGUCAGAUCUAGAUAUCACCAAAAUCGAAUCCAACAAGGAUGUGGGGCACGCGGUUCUUGAGAGCUACUCGAGGAUCUUGGAGACGUUAGCAUUCACCGUCUUGUCUAGAAUAGAAGACGUGAUGAGCGCUGACGCUCAAGCAAGGGGCUCUGCGACUGCAGAGAAGACGAAGUCCAUAAAGGUAUCUGACAAAGUUGCAGUGGCUAAGGAGGAAACGGAGCAGCAGCAGCGGGAGACAGAAGGGAAGACAACCAACGACGAGAAUGCAGAUGCAUAGACCCUCACCAAACAAGAAAACCUCACCCCGAGCAAGAAGUUGUCCUACAUAGAGAGGCUAGAGGUCCUAGGGGGCACGAGAAGCCCAACGGCACGCCACUAACAUGAUAUGCAGCUAGUUCACGGAACUCAACAGGUGAUGGAUGGAAGGAUGGAUGGAUGAAUGUAUGUACAGAAAUGACAAAAAUCAUAGAGUUUAACAAUUUCAAAAAGCUCUGCUUUGCUAACAAAAAGCAGUGGUAGAUUAAUUGGAUUUUAUGUACAUUUAGAUUAGAUGUCUAGGGAGUCAAAUUAACGACUCAUGUUUAUGGACUGCACGACCGUAGUUGGCUGCAGUCCGAGUGUUCUAAUAGUCUGCAGAGGGCAAAAUAGUUAUGUGAUUGAACAAUGUAACCAGAAGCCGUUCUGAGUUAUACUAGGAGGCCAUUCUAAGAUUACUAGUUUCACGAGCAA
Molecule: messenger RNA, 2129 nt
Organism: Salvia splendens (bonfire salvia)
Lineage: Eukaryota; Viridiplantae; Streptophyta; Magnoliopsida; Lamiales; Lamiaceae
Product: rop guanine nucleotide exchange factor 12
Exons: 7
Coding region: 196-1677 (493 amino acids)
Molecular function (GO): guanyl-nucleotide exchange factor activity
Source: RefSeq, a predicted model, not a curated record